This is a messenger RNA of Bombyx mandarina (wild silkworm), 637 nucleotides long. Its product is annotated as peptidyl-prolyl cis-trans isomerase-like 3. Lineage: Eukaryota; Metazoa; Arthropoda; Insecta; Lepidoptera; Bombycidae. The record is from RefSeq and is a predicted model, not a curated record. Gene Ontology annotation, molecular function: peptidyl-prolyl cis-trans isomerase activity. Gene Ontology annotation, cellular component: catalytic step 2 spliceosome. Gene Ontology annotation, biological process: protein peptidyl-prolyl isomerization; protein folding.
CCAUAACUUAAAAAAAUAACAAUAUCUAAACAAAAUAUUUAUUAUGUAAAAUUGUAUUAAUAAGUUAUAAUCUGGAAACAAUGGCAGUUACUUUGCACACAGACGUCGGAGAUAUCAAGAUUGAAUUAUAUUGCGAGCAAUGUCCGAAAGCGUGUGAGAAUUUUCUAGCUCUAUGUGCAAGUGAUUACUAUAAUGGUUGUUUAUUCCACAGGAAUAUAAAGGGAUUUAUAGUACAAACUGGUGAUCCCACGGGAACUGGGAAAGGCGGUACGUCUAUUUGGGGAAGAAAAUUUGAAGAUGAAAUUAAGGAUGAACUCAAGCAUAACGCAAGAGGUGUAGUUAGUAUGGCAAAUAAUGGGCCAAACACGAAUGGAAGCCAAUUUUUCAUUACGUAUGGAGAACAACCUCAUCUAGAUUUAAAAUAUACCAUUUAUGGAAGGGUAAUCGAUGGUUUUGAAGCAUUAGAUGAUUUAGAGAAGAUGCCAGUAAACCCCAAAUCUUUUAGACCACUGACAGAAGCCAAGAUCACAUCUGUCACAAUCCAUGCAAAUCCAUUAGCUGGUUGAUCAAGACUAUAGGCUUGCAUAUUGAGACUGGAAUACUUUUUAUUAAGUAAAUAAAUCAAAUGUGCAUACUA